Molecule: messenger RNA, 705 nt
Organism: Acanthosepion pharaonis
Lineage: Eukaryota; Metazoa; Mollusca; Cephalopoda; Sepiida; Sepiidae
Source: the annotation of a GenBank genome assembly
AUGAUUUCACGCGCCUUGUCACAGAAAUUCAACCACAGACCGGCAGUAGCAGCAGAAAUAUUAGGUGCUGUACACAGACACCCCAACAACAGCUUUAAGAGCACCACCAUCGUCCUCAGCCGAAAGAUCAGCGACAGCAGCAGCAGCAGCAGCAAGUACGGAGACAAUGCCUUAUUCAACAUCUUCAUCCAUCCCUUCCUCCUCCUCCUCCUCCUCCUUUUCCUCCUCCUUCUUCUCCUGCCGCCGUUUCUGAAGUCGAGAAGUUAUAAAAACCACGUUUUUCGUUCUUUCUUUUUUCUUUCUUUCUUUCUUUUCAUUUCAUUUUUUUCUUUUCUUUCUUUUCAUUUUUUUCUUUUCUUCCUUUUUCAUUUUUUCUUUUCUUUCUUUCCUUUCUUUCUUUCUUUUCAUUCUUUUCUUUCUUUCUAUUUCAUUUUUCCUUUCUUUCCAUUUUUAUUUCAUUCUUUAUUUCUUUCCUUUCAUUUCCUUUUUCCAUUUCUUCCUGUCCGCUUCCUUCCUUCUUUCUUUUUAUAUCUUUCUUUCAUUUACUCUAUAUUUUCUUUCCUUUUCUUCAGUUCUCCCUCUCUUUCGUAUUUCUUCUUUUUUUCCUUUUUUUUUAAUAUUUCUUCUUUCAUUUUUUCUUUCUUCACUCUUUUUUCUUUUAUUUUCUCUUCUUUCUUAUCUCCACCCACUCCUUUUUCUAAAUGA